Anguilla rostrata (American eel) is the source of this 1774-nucleotide messenger RNA. It is a transcript of the gene rsad2, whose product is annotated as radical S-adenosyl methionine domain containing 2. Gene Ontology annotation, biological process: defense response to virus; positive regulation of immune response. Gene Ontology annotation, cellular component: lipid droplet; endoplasmic reticulum; endoplasmic reticulum membrane. The record is from RefSeq and is a predicted model, not a curated record. The transcript has 6 exons. Gene Ontology annotation, molecular function: 4 iron, 4 sulfur cluster binding; catalytic activity. Bases 86 to 1192 code for a protein of 368 amino acids. Lineage: Eukaryota; Metazoa; Chordata; Actinopteri; Anguilliformes; Anguillidae.
UGAAUACACUGUGACCGGAGAAAUUAAUUCAGCUGUGCUUUUUAAACAACGAAAGAACAGUCCUGAGACCACACCGUGGGGAAUCAUGUUGCUUUCAUCCCAGAUCGUUUUUGUCAAAAUGAUGUUGCAGGUGUGCAUCACCAACCUCCACAUCAUCUUCUUGGGCACCUUUGACAGGGUAUUCAGCUGGAUGGGAGCAAACGUUGGCCAGGGUCGUGCGGCACGCGUUGCACACAAGGCAGACAAGAGCGAGCCGGUCACCCUGAAAUCUCCGACUCCGAGCAGCGUCAACUAUCACUUCACGCGACAGUGCAACUACAAGUGCGGAUUCUGUUUCCAUACAGCGAAAACUUCAUUUGUCCUGCCAAUUGAAGAAGCUAAAAGGGGACUUAGCUUAUUGAAGGAAUCUGGAAUGGAAAAAAUAAACUUUUCUGGCGGAGAGCCCUUUUUACAAGAAAAGGGUGAUUUCGUUGGGAAACUUGUGCAGUUCUGCAAACAAGAUCUCCAGCUCCCGAGUGUUAGUAUAGUAAGCAACGGGAGCCUGAUUCGAGAGAGUUGGUUUCGGAAAUACGGUUAUCAUCAACAGCCUAUAUUUCCGCACCGUUCUCUCAUAGGGGAAUAUUUGGACAUUAUCGCAAUUUCCUGCGAUAGUUUCGACGAGGACACCAACAAGCUGAUCGGCCGGACCCAGGGAAGGAAAAGUCAUAUCGACAACUUGUACAGGGUGCGGAGCUGGUGCAAGGAAUAUAAGGUGGCCUUCAAGAUAAACUCGGUGAUCAACAGCUUCAACGUGGAAGAGGAUAUGCGCGAGCAAAUCCUGGAGCUUUCUCCUGUGCGCUGGAAGGUAUUCCAGUGUCUGGUAAUCGAGGGGGAGAAUGCUGGGGAAAAUGCUCUUCGGGAGGCUGAGAGAUUUGUGAUCAGUGACCAGCAGUUCCAGGACUUCCUGGACCGCCACAAUGACAUUACCUGCCUAGUCCCUGAAUCCAACCAAAAGAUGAGAGAUUCCUAUCUUAUCCUGGAUGAAUAUAUGAGGUUCCUCGACUGCCGUGAAGGCAGGAAGGACCCCUCAAAGUCCAUCCUGGACGUAGGGGUGGAAAACGCCAUUCAGUUCAGUGGCUUCGAUGAGAAGAUGUUUCUGAAGAGAGGUGGAAAGUACGUGUGGAGCAAGGCUAACAUGAGGCUAGAGUGGUAGCCUUCAAAAGGGAGGAGAACUAUGAAGUUUUUCAGGAAUGUGUAUUUUUUUGUAAGGCAAAUGUUGACCAAGUGAACUCACAUGUGGACUUUUUUUUGCCAUGGAGUUCUGCGUUUUUUCUUGUGUGCGUGUGUUUGCUCUCAGAAUAUUUAUCCGGUAGCACAUUACGGUAACUGUAGGUUUAUACGCAACACAUCCAUAAGACUAACACAGCAGCUACAUAUGAAGUUGACUCUUCAAGUAUUAUUCAAUGUCAAAUGUAUUUUAUUGAACUCACUGGUUUAAUAAGCAAUACAAUAUGUAAUUUACUAAAGAAUGUAUUCUAUGAUUAUAAUAGAUUUUGUUUUAAUAAGAAACGCACAUAAAUGGAAUUGUUAUAUAUAGGUAAUUUAAUUUAAUUUAAAUUGAUUUGUUGUUGUGAACUCUCUUUUUCCAGAUUUUGUAUGCAUUUUAUUUGGACAGGGUACAAAAACCCUUGCUGUAUUGCAUUUUCAUGUCACUUUACAUUUUCAUGUCACUGCAUGCAAAUGUGUGUUUCAGAGCUUAUGUUUCAGAGCUUAAAUAAAUUGUUGUUUAUUUAUA